Exophiala xenobiotica is the source of this 258-nucleotide messenger RNA. RefSeq lists its product as uncharacterized. The coding region runs from base 1 to 258 and encodes 85 amino acids. Gene Ontology annotation, cellular component: intracellular membrane-bounded organelle; membrane. Gene Ontology annotation, molecular function: heme binding. The record is from RefSeq and is a predicted model, not a curated record. The transcript is spliced from 2 exons. NCBI's taxonomy places the organism in Eukaryota, Fungi, Ascomycota, Eurotiomycetes, Chaetothyriales, Herpotrichiellaceae.
AUGUCCAAGACCUUCACAGCCGCCGACGUGGCCAAGCACGAUCAAAAAGCCAGCGAUGGCAUGUACAUUAUUGUGGACAACUCAGUCUACGAUGUCACAAACUUCGUCGAUGAGCACCCAGGUGGUGCAAAGAUCUUGAAACGAGUCGCUGGGAAGGAUGCGAGCAAGCAGUUUUGGAAGUAUCACAACGAGUCAGUGCUGAAGAAGUAUGCUCCCAAGCUGAAGAUUGGCGAGAUUGGCGAGAAGGCCAAAUUGUGA